AUGAAGUGGAAGGCGCUUGUCAUCGCGGCCGUCCUGCAAGCUCAGUUCCCAGGCACAGACGCACAGAGCUUCGGCCUGCUGGAUCCCAAACUCUGCUACCUGCUGGAUGGAAUCCUCUUCAUCUAUGGUGUUAUUGUCACUGCUUUGUUCCUGAGAGCAAAGUUCAGCAGGAGCGCAGACAACUCCGCGCACCAGCAAGGCCAGAACCAGCUCUACAAUGAGCUCAAUCUAGGACGGAGAGAGGAGUAUGACAUUUUGGAUAAGAGACGGGUGCCCGAUCCUGAAAUGGGAGGGAAGCAGCAGAGGAGGAAGAAUCCUCAGGAAGGCCUAUACAAUGCCCUGCAGAAAGACAAGAUGGCAGAGGCCUACAGCGAGAUUAAGGUAAAAGGCGAGAACCAGAGGAGGAGAGGCAAGGGACACGAUGCCCUGUACCAGGGGCUCAGCACAGCCACCAAGGAUACCUAUGAUGCCCUCCACAUGCAGGCCCUGCCCCCUCGCUAACAGCCAGGGGUUGCAACCCUCACAGGCCAGACCUGUAGACGCCCAGAUUGUGAGACACAAGAUCUUUAUCAACCCAGUUCACUCAUAUUUCUUGACUACCAAAGUAUUCCUCUUUGUGACUAGGAUGCUUUGGUCAUAUCCGAUUCCAAACCAUCAGAACCAGAAUCUUGUCCCUGGACUCUUUUAGGGGAAUGCAUGCCCCAGGGUUAUAGCCCUGAUCUUGGGACUUCUGGCUUGCUGGUGACCAUAAGCAGACGCCUCUCCUGGCGGCCCUGGGCUGUCACUGAGAGGUGUCUCUGCACUGUCACUGGGACGCAGCCACACUCCCUCUCACAGCUGAGUUGCUGAUUCUGUGCUUUGUAAAGUCCCCAGAUGCUAGCACAUGUCCUAAUAGUCGCUAUCGUCCGGUCAGUAUUUGAGUGGCUUUGCUCUGUUGUAAAUUUGGUUUCUGUUGUUAGACUUUCCUUCCUUUUAGGGUAACUUGUAACAGGGCUGUGUUAUACCUACCUGUGAAAGGGAUGGGCAUUUGGGAAGGGGUAAAUGGCUAGCGGGGAAGGUAUGGGGCAUGAGGGCAGCCAGGGGCCUCCUUCCACGAGGCCUACAUUCCACAUUCGUGCAUGUGUGCCGGGCACUACGGGGCUGGAAGAUGAACAGGACCGUCUCUGAAUUGUGCACAAACUGGUAUAAAACACAUCAUGAUGUCAUUACACAACAUGAACAGAGCAUGCGGGAGCAGGAGAAGUUGGGCAGCGAGCCUAUGUUCUUCCCGGCCCUUGGGCUGCCUGGGACUUGCAGUGGAUGAACGUUGUCAGCUCUUCACUGUGAAGGCCUCGAGGAAAGAUGCGACACCACGAGAACUGUCAGGAUCCCAGGGGACAGUGGCAUGUUGGGAAAUCCUCAGUCAGCCUGCCUGGAACAUUGCUGUUUAAUUAAAGGGCACAUGACCGUGGAAGGGAAAGCCUCUCUGCUCUACUUGGUUUUAAUUUAUACUGUACUGGAUUGCUAAGGCCUCACUAUUUUGCAUAAUAAAAACUGCUUCAGU
Messenger RNA from Otolemur garnettii (small-eared galago), 1543 nucleotides. It is a transcript of the gene CD247, whose product is annotated as CD247 molecule. Lineage: Eukaryota; Metazoa; Chordata; Mammalia; Primates; Galagidae. The transcript is spliced from 8 exons. Gene Ontology annotation, molecular function: transmembrane signaling receptor activity. The record is from RefSeq and is a predicted model, not a curated record. Gene Ontology annotation, cellular component: membrane. The coding region runs from base 1 to 501 and encodes 166 amino acids. Gene Ontology annotation, biological process: cell surface receptor signaling pathway.